Messenger RNA from Mercenaria mercenaria, 7292 nucleotides. RefSeq names its product mucin-19-like. Bases 640 to 7272 code for a protein of 2210 amino acids. NCBI's taxonomy places the organism in Eukaryota, Metazoa, Mollusca, Bivalvia, Venerida, Veneridae. The transcript has 7 exons. The record is from RefSeq and is a predicted model, not a curated record.
AUUAUGAUUAAGAUGUUAUAAACUAUGUUUCUAUUAAUAUGUGAUAUGUUUAGGUUCUGCCAGAUAUAUUGACCACUAGGCUGAGUAAUGUUUUAUCAUUUAGAAGUAUGUAGUAUAUAUGUUUUAAAUAAUAUCUUGUAAUGUACUUAUUUGUAAUAUACAUGAUGCUAUAUAUGAUUAGGUGAUUAAUUAAUGGGUCUAUUACAAAUAUGUUUUAACAGUGUUAGAUGUUAUAAAUAUUGAUAUCGUUUGUCUGUAUGAUAUCCUUUGAUAUCAUUCAUUUAUUUAUGAUACUUACAUGUGUUUUUCAGACCCAACAAUCUAUUACAGUGUAUUCCAUAUCCAAGAGAAUGAUGUAUUGUUUGUGUUGUUGUAUGAUGGACAUAUAUGUAAAAUAAACAUCUAGUAAACUACCACUGAGUUAAGUCGUGUGGCUCUGAUAGAGAGUCAUGAUGGAACUUAGUCGCUCAUCCGACCUUGACCUUUUGACCUUGAAAAUAUAACGGCCCUAGAUUCAGUCAAGCAGGACCAUUGGAACACACGUUAGAGAGGUCAAUGCAACUCUAACUUUGACAUACAUCGAGAGAUAUUGAAGGAACUUGGCACAACUGUUCACCAGUUAUUUGAUGUGUCGUUCGCAUGACCCUUGGACAGAUUUCACAAACGCCCAUAACUUUUACAGAUACAUACAGUUGUGCAGAUGUCUGCAAGAACAGUAUUGGAGCUGGUAGAAAUGCGACAUUAUCGGCAUUUUCGUCCCAGUAUCCCGCGUACGCUCAUGGACCGGCCAGGGGUUGGCUCAACACCAAACAACAAACUGAUGCACAAGGUCACAUUCAAGCCGGAGCCUGGGUGGCUGGAAAACAUGAUACAAACCAAUAUUUACAGGUAGAAUUUGCUUCUCCGAGCAUUGUGCGAGGCAUUGUAAGCCAGGGCAGAGAGGGAUGUUGUCCUGAGUGGGUGACGGAAUAUAAGGUCUCAUAUAGCAAGGAUUGUAAAACUUGGACACCAUAUGCAACCGGAAGUACAUUUAAAGCAAACAGUGAUCAAAAUACGCCGGUUACAAAUAUUUUGAAUUGUCCCAUAUCUGCUAAAUGUAUCCGAGUCUUGCCUACAAAAUGGAAUGGUAAAAUUGCAAUGAGACUGGACGUUCUCGGUUGUCCAAUAAAGCCUGUUAACUCUGUGACACCACCUUCUACUACAACUCAGAGCACACCGUCAACCGUUACAACGACAGCUUCAACAUCAACAAGUACGACGUCCACUCCAACAACAUCAACAGUAACAACGUCGUCAAGCACACCAUCAACUACUAGUACAACCGCCACGUCUACAACGUCUUCAACUUCAACAACACCACUUGUAACAUCAACUACGUCAUCUGCUACAACAACACAAAGUACCACUACUGUCAGUACAACAACAAUACCACCAACAACGAGCACGCCUUCAACUGUACCAUCUACAUCGACAACGACAACAACAGCCACAACAACCAAACCAUCUACAUCGACUGCAACAACAACAACAGUCACACCUUCUUCAACGUCAAGUUCUACGAUGCAACCAUCGAAACCAUCAGUUCCUACGUCAACUGCCCAAAGCACAACGACCAUGCCAUUAGGAUCGACAACUCCGGGUUGCAUUGAUCACCAUGGCGUUGAUUGCCAGAUAAUGAACAAAUACUUGAGUAUAUGUGGAAAUGCUCCUACUGCCGCUGCAUAUUGUCCGCUUUAUUGCGGUCUGUGUGGACCCACGACACAGGCCGUGUCCACAACGACAUCUGCAACAUCUUCAGCCACUAACACACAACCUACAUCAACAUCCGCUUCUACGACAAUGACGUCUACUACAACAGCGCAGAGUACUUCCUCACAAUCCACUAAGAUGUCAUCUUCGGCGUCAACAGCUGGACUAAGUACGUCUACAAGUCCCGCCCCAGUAACAACAACAUCUAACCAGUGUAUAGAUAAACCUGGAAUCGACUGCCAUCUUCUAGACACAACCCUCGGUGUCUGUUCAAAUGCAAAUACAUCCCAUCUUUAUUGUUCCAAAUACUGCGGGCUAUGUGGUCCAACAACACAACAAAUGUCGAACUCAAUGACACCAACACCAUCAACAUCCCCAACGGCUCAAAGCUCAGUUCCUUCUACUACAACAACUGGUUCGGCAACAAAUUCAUUAACAACGCCUGGAAGUACAGUCUUAACUACAGGUCCAACAACAACUUCAGCAUCACCAACAACAACUUCAGCAUCACCAACAACUCAAAGUUCAGUUGCUUCGACAACAAAUUCAUGUGUGGAUAAACAAGGGAUUGACUGCCAUUUAUUAGAUUCUCAUCUUAGUUUAUGUAAAGACAAAGUCGCAGCGGCAUCUUAUUGUCCACGCUAUUGUGGCAUAUGUGGACCUACGACGACUUCCGUAUCUACACCAGCAACAUCUACUGCUGCAACGAGUACAUCUGUUUCGCCAAAUCCAUCAACAACUUCUAGUUCUGUAAAAACAACAGUGACAACUUCUGGGUCAACUAUUUCGACUCAGUCCCAAAGUAUUAGUCAAUCUACGAUGUUAAGCACCACAAAAACAUCGCCGACGACUCUACUUGUUUCAACGACGCAAGUAACGUGCACAGAUCAGCCUGGUAUUGACUGCCAUCUGUUAGACUCUUAUCUAAACAUUUGCCAGAACAAAAAUACUUCACAAAUAUAUUGUAAGAAGUAUUGUGGACUUUGUGGUUCAACAACACCAACCACUCCUCCUACAUCAGCAAGUUCUGCCAGUUUACCUACGACUUCGUCGAGCGCAGUUGUACAUUCGUCAAGUGUAACGUCAACAAUUUCAAAUACACACAUAAUUCCGUCUAGUAAUUCGUUAUCAUUGACAUCAACAUCCGGUACUACACCGUUUCAGAGUUCUACACUGACAGCAAACAACAGUAUGAGCACACCGACUACACAGUCAUCAAGUACUGCUUCUGUUACAGCAUCAUCAGCAUCAUCUACUUCGUCAACACAGAUGUCAACGACUGUGACAUCUUCAACACAAGCAAAUCAAACAACAUUCACAACACAAACUACUACAGCUGGAUGUGUCAAUAAACCAGCUGUAGAUUGCAAGCUACUUGACACAUACUUGAACAUUUGUCAGGAUCUAAAUGCAUCGCAGACGUACUGCCCUCUUUACUGUGGUUUGUGUGGAUCUACAACUACUGGUAUUUCAAGUUCUACAAACACAGGCACGUCCUCUGUAUCAUCUAGUUCAAGUUCUGGUACCACGGUGACAAGUACCCCAGCCGGAACGUCCAUAACUUCUGGUACAUCAGCGACAACUACUCCAGCUGGAACUUCUAUGACAAGUUCUGGUACCUCGGCGACACCUACUUCAGCCGGAACUUCCAUGACAAGCUCGGGUACGUCAGCGACAACUACUUCAGCCGGUACUUCCAUGACAAGUUCUGGUUCCUCGGCGACGACUCCACCAGGGACUUCUAUGACAAGUUCUGGUACCUCGGCAACAACUACUCCAGCCGGUAUUUCCAUGACAAGUUCUGGUGCCUCGGCAAAGACUCCACCAGGGACUUCCUUGACAAGUUCUGGCACCUCGGCAACAACUACCCCAGCCGGUAUUUCCAUGGCAAGUUCUGGUGCCUCGGCGACGACUCCACCAGGGACUUCCAUGACAAGUUCUGGUACCUCGGCGACAACUACUCCAGCAGGGACCUCCAUGACAAGUUCUGGUCCAACCUCAACUACGACUUCUUGUCAAGAUAAGACUGGUAUAGACUGUCACCAGCUCGAUAAAUUCUUACACAUUUGCAACGAUACGAACACAGCUCCAAUAUACUGCCCAAAAUUCUGCGGUCUUUGUGGCACUACAUUUACACGACAAACAAAACUAGCGGCUCGCACAACAUCCGCGAGUCAAACAACAUCAGCCGGUCUAACAACAUCAGCAGGUCAAACAACAUCUGCAGGUCAAACGACAUCUGCAGGUCGAACGACAUCAGCAGGUCAAACGACUUCUGCAGGUCAAACGACAUCAGCUGGUCAAACAACGUCAGCAGGUCAAACAGCGUCAGCUGGUCAAACAACGUCAGCUGGUCAAACAACAUCAGCAGGUCAAACAACGUCAGCUGGUCAAACAACAUCUACAGGUCAAACGACGUCAGCAGGUCAAACAACGUCAGCAGGUCAAACAACAUCAGCAGGUCAAACAACGCCAGCCCGUCAGACAACGUCAGCAGGUCAAACGACAUCAGCAGGUCAAACAACGUCAGCUGGUCAAACGACGUCAGCAGGUCAAACGACGUCAGCAGGUCAAACAACAUCAGCAGGUCAAACAACAUCAGCAGGUCAGACAACGUCAGCAGGUCAAACGACAUCAGCAGGUCAAACAACUUCAGCAGGUCAAACAACGUCAGCUGGUCAAACAACGUCAGCAGGUCAAACAACGUCAGCUGGUCAAACAACAUCAGUAGGCCAAACAACGUCAGCUGGUCAAACAACGUCAGCAGGUCAAACAACGUCAGCAGGUCAAACAACAUCUGCAGGUCAAACGACGUCAGCGGGUCAAACAACGUCAGCGGGUCAAACAACGCCAGCAGGUCAAACAACGUCAGCAGGUCAAACAACGUCAGCAGGUCAAACAACAUCAGCCGGUCAAACAACGUCAGCAAGUCGUACAACAUUAGCAGGUCAAACAAUGUCAGCAGGUCAGACGACAACAGCUGGUCAGACAACGUCAGCUGGUCAAACAACAUCAGCUGGUCAAAAAACAUCAGCAGGUCAAACAACGUCAGCUGGUCAAACAACGCCAGCAGGUCAAACAACGUCAGCAGGUCAAACAACGUCAGCGGGUCAAACAACGUCAGCAGGUCAAACAACGUCGGCUGGUCAAACAACGCCAGCAGGUCAAACAACGUCAGCAGGUCAAACAACGUCAGCCGGUCAAACAACAUCAGCGGGUCAAACAACGUCAGCGGGUCAAACAACCUCAGCGGGUCAGACAACAUCAGCAGGUCAGACAACGUCAGCAGGUCAGACAACGUCGGCAGGUCAAACAACGUCAGCGGGUCAAACAACAUCGGCAAGUCAAACAUCGUCCGCAGGUAAAACAUCAACAGGUCAGACAACAGCAGCCGGUCAGACAACAUCAGCUGGUCAAACAACGUCUACAGGUCAGACAACAUCUACAGGUCAAACAACUUCAGCAGGUCAAACUAUAUCAGCAGGUCAGACAACAGCAGCCGGUCAGACAACAGCAGCUGGUCAGACAACAUCAGCUGGUCAAACAACGUCCGCAGGUCAAACAACAUCACCAGGUCAGACAACAUCUACAGGUCAAACAACGUCAGCAGGUCAAACAACAUCAGCGGGUCAAACAACGUCUGCAGGUCAAACAACAUCAGCCGGUCAGACAUCAUCAGCAGGUUCAACAACGUCAGCAGGUCAAACAACAUCAGCAGGUCAAACGACAUCAGCAGGUCAAACAACGUCAUCAGGUCAAACAGCGUCAGCAGGUCAAACAACAUCAGCUGGUCAAACAACAUCAGCAGGUCAAACAACGUCAGCGGGUCAGACAACGUCAGCAGGCCAAACAACAUCAGCUGGUCUAACAACAUCUGCAGGUCAAACAACGUCAGCUGGUCAAACAACGUCAGCGGGUCAGGCAACGUCAGCAGGUCAAACAACGUCAGCUGGUCAAACAACGUCAGCAGGUAAAACAACGUCAGCUGUUCAAACAACCUCAGUAGGUCAAACAACAUCAGCUGGUCAAGCAACGUCAGCAGGUCAAACAACAUCAGCAGGUCAAACAACGUCAGCAGGUAGUACAACAUCAGCUGGUCAGACAACGUCAGCAGGUCAAACAACAUCAGCUGGUCAAACAACGUCAGCAGGUCAAACAACAUCAGCAGGUCAAACAACGUCAGCAGGUAGUACAACAUCAGCAGGUCAAACAACGUCAGCUGGUCAAACAACGUCAGCAGGUCAAACAACGUCAGCAGGAAGUACAACAUCAGCAGGUCAAACAACGUCAGCUGGUCAAAUAACGUCAGCAGGCCAAACAACAUCAGCCGGUCUAACAACAUCUGCAGGUCAAACAACGUCAGCUGGUCAAACAACGUCAGCAGGUCAAACCACGUCAGCUGGUCAAACGACGUCAGCAGGUCAAACGACGUCAUCAGGUCAAACAACGUCAGCUGGUCAAACGACAUCAGCUGGUCAAACAACAUCAGCAGGUCAAACAACGUCAGCAGGUCAAACAACGUCAGCAGGUCAAACUACGUUGGCUGGUCAAACAACAUCGGCUAUUCAAGCAAUGUCAGCAGGUCAAACGACAACAGCUGGUCAGACAACAUCAGCAGGUCAAACAACAUUAGCUGUUCAAACAACCUCAGUAGGUCAAACAACGUCAGCAGGUCAAACAACGUCAGCAGGUCAGACAACGUCAGCAGGUCAAACAACCUCAGCCGGUCAAACAACGUCAGCAGGUCAAACAACAUCAGCAGGUCAAACAACGCCAGCAGGUCAAACAACAUCAGCAGGUCAAACAACAUCAGCUGGUCUAACAACAUCAGCUGGUCAAACAACAUCAGCGGGUCAAACAACGUCAGCAGGUCAAACAACAUCAGCUGGUCCAACAACAUCAGCUGGUCAAACAACAUCAGCAGGUCAAACGACAUCAGUUGGUCAAACGACUUCAACAAUCUCUAUCACGAGUACCCCCUCGAUAUCAACAACACAUGAUCCUUGCAAUGAUACGUUAGACUGUAAACUUCUUGAUUCUUUUUGGGGUGUCUGUAGUGAUAUAAAAACUGCAAGUGGCUGUCUUACAUAUUGUGGCUAUUGCCCAUCAGGAGUCCCCUUUGGUGUAACUUCCUUGCCAGUGUCAAUUCAGGCGUCAAAAAGUAGCACAGCAACCAAUGCACAAAUCUUGUCAUCUGUUUCCACAUCUAAAAGUAGCGUUUCAACGCCACAGUCUUCAACUGGUACUGCAACGUCACCGGCUUCAACUUUUAUUUCGUCAACAUUUAUAAACCCUUCGUCUUCGGUUUUUUCCAAUACGCUCUCCUCGUCCACAAAACCUAAUUUAUCUACUGGAUCAAGCUCUCCAGCUGUAUCUUCUGUCUCCACCACUAUCAUAUCUACUACUCAAGCUUGCGCGGACAGUCCGGGAGUGGAUUGUGUUCUUUUAGCAAAAUUCUGGGGCAUUUGUAAAGAUGUUAAAUCGGCAUCUAAUUGUUUGAAGUAUUGUGGAUUUUGUCCGUAAUAAAUUAUUAAAAUACAUUA